GGAGAUGGAAUUGUGUAUCUCUGAAACUUGUGAAAAUUACAAAAUUUCAGAAAUCGAUCCCCAGAUAACAAAGGUUAUACGCUGUAUCUACGAGCCAGUGAGAUCAAGAUCGGUAACUCAUGAGCGAAUUCUUAAUCGCGUAAAGCCUGCUACAGACUGCACGCAGCAAGCGGCAAGCGUCGAGCAGCGAGGAUCCAACACUGCUGAAUUUUGCGGAAGCGUCAGCAGUGGCGUAGAAAAUAUCUCUUCGUUGAUUGGCUGCUGCUCGACGCUUGCUGCUUGCUGCGUGCAGUCUGUAGCAGGCUUAAGGCGACGUCAGCGCUACAAGUGGCAAAAUUUUGAUUCACUGGAUGGCAAAAAUGUCGGCCCACUUUCGGUGACGUGA
Messenger RNA from Vollenhovia emeryi, 385 nucleotides. RefSeq lists its product as uncharacterized. The transcript has 2 exons. Bases 5 to 385 code for a protein of 126 amino acids. Lineage: Eukaryota; Metazoa; Arthropoda; Insecta; Hymenoptera; Formicidae. The record is from RefSeq and is a predicted model, not a curated record.